This is a messenger RNA of Ochotona princeps (American pika), 2044 nucleotides long. RefSeq names its product zinc finger with KRAB and SCAN domains 8 (gene ZKSCAN8). Gene Ontology annotation, cellular component: nucleus. The transcript is spliced from 6 exons. NCBI's taxonomy places the organism in Eukaryota, Metazoa, Chordata, Mammalia, Lagomorpha, Ochotonidae. Gene Ontology annotation, biological process: regulation of transcription by RNA polymerase II; central nervous system development. Gene Ontology annotation, molecular function: RNA polymerase II cis-regulatory region sequence-specific DNA binding; DNA-binding transcription factor activity, RNA polymerase II-specific. The coding region runs from base 271 to 1974 and encodes 567 amino acids. The record is from RefSeq and is a predicted model, not a curated record.
CUAGAGAGCUUUCCGGAAGUGCCUUUGGGGCAAGAUGCGCGCUGCCGGGUGCUGUGCCUCGGCGGCCUUAGGACUUGGCGGCUGCGGGGUCCUUGUUGGGUGCCGCGGUCCUCCUCUGGUCCCCCGAGCCCGUCCUCGUCCCUGGCCGGCCUCCGUCCUUCGCACAGGCCGCUCUGGGACCGGCGAAAUAUCCUCGGGCCCUCACAAGGGUCUUCUGUUAAGAUAAAGAAGGUAGUGGAAAACAACCUCCCUGACCUGUUCUGGCCCUAAAUGGCUGCGGACUCCGGAAGACCUGCAGCCCCAUCUCCGCCAGAGCAGACCCCUGAAGAGGACCUCGUGAUUGUCAAGGUAGAGGAGGAGGAUCAGAGUUGGGACCCGGAAUCUACUCCGCAUGAAAAUAACCCUCCUGGCCAAGAGCUCUUCCGCCUGCGCUUCAGACAGUUGUGUUACCAGGAGACGCUGGGACCCCGGGAAACUCUGAUCCAGCUCCGGGCGCUUUGUCAUCAGUGGCUGAGGCCGGAUCUGAACACCAAGGAGCAGAUCUUGGAGCUGCUGGUGUUGGAGCAGUUCCUGACCAUCCUGCCUGGGGAGCUGCAGACUCUGGUUAAGGAGCACCCGUUAGAGAAUGGAGAGGAGGUGGUGACCCUGCUGGAGGACUUGGAGAGGCAGGUUGGCAUCCUAGGACGGCCAGUGCCGGCUUGUUUGCACGGAUGCAGGGUCCUCUGGGAGGAGGUGACGAGUUUGGAAUCUGCACCAGAGCCUCCCAGUACUCCACUCCGAGCUGCGCCAAUGCAGGCCUUGUGUACUUCUCAGAGUCCUACCUCUUCUCAGAAAGGAAAUUCUGGAGACCAGGAAAUGACAGCCACACUUCUUUCAGCAGGGUUCCAGACGUUGGAGAAGAUUGAAGACAUGGCUGUGUCCCUUAUUCGAAAGGAGUGGCUUCUUAAUCCAUCGCAGAAGGAUCUGAGUAGAGAUAAUAGACCAGAGGAUUGUAGAAACACGUUCUCCCUGGGUGGUGAGACCAGGAAUGAGAACAGGGAAUUAGCUUCAAAACAGGUAAUACCUACUGGAGUCCAGCCACGUGGAGAGACAGCUGCCAAGUGCAACGGGGAUGUUUUCAGGGCUCUUGAGCGUGGAGAAGCCCGAGAUCCUCUGGGCAGAUUAGAGAGGCAGCGGGGAAAUCCUACACAAGAAAGACGACAUAAAUGUGAUGAAUGUGGGAAAAGUUUUGCUCAGAGCUCAGGCCUUGUUCGCCACUGGAGAAUUCACACUGGGGAGAAACCCUAUCAGUGUAAUGUAUGCGGUAAGGCCUUCAGUUACAGGUCAGCCCUUCUUUCCCAUCAGGAUAUCCACAACAAAGUGAAACGCUACCACUGUAAGGAGUGUGGUAAAGCCUUCAGUCAGAACACAGGCCUCAUUCUGCACCAGAGAAUCCACACUGGGGAGAAGCCGUAUCAGUGUAAUCAGUGUGGGAAAGCUUUUAGUCAGAGUGCGGGCCUUAUUCUGCACCAGAGAAUCCACAGUGGGGAGAGACCCUAUGAAUGUAAUGAAUGUGGGAAAGCUUUUAGUCAUAGCUCGCACCUCAUUGGACACCAGAGAAUUCACACUGGGGAGAAGCCCUACGAGUGUGAUGAGUGUGGGAAAACCUUCAGGCGGAGCUCACAUCUGAUUGGCCAUCAGAGGAGCCACACCGGGGAGAAGCCCUACAAAUGUAAUGAAUGUGGGAGGGCCUUUAGUCAGAAGUCAGGUCUUAUUGAACAUCAGAGAAUCCACACUGGGGAAAGACCUUAUAAAUGUAAAGAAUGUGGGAAAGCUUUCAAUGGGAACACUGGCCUCAUUCAGCACCUGAGAAUCCACACAGGGGAGAAACCGUAUCAGUGUAAUGAGUGCGGGAAAGCCUUCAUUCAGAGGUCGAGUCUAAUUCGACAUCAGAGAAUCCACAGUGGAGAAAAGUCUGAAUCCAUGGCCGUUUAGGAAAAGCUUGUCGUAGUUUGAACAGUGUUCGGCAUUAGGGAAAGCACGCACUGGUGAAGCUCUUUCAGUG